Austrofundulus limnaeus is the source of this 507-nucleotide messenger RNA. RefSeq names its product WASP homolog-associated protein with actin, membranes and microtubules. The record is from RefSeq and is a predicted model, not a curated record. NCBI's taxonomy places the organism in Eukaryota, Metazoa, Chordata, Actinopteri, Cyprinodontiformes, Rivulidae. Gene Ontology annotation, cellular component: cytoplasm; endoplasmic reticulum-Golgi intermediate compartment membrane. Gene Ontology annotation, molecular function: Arp2/3 complex binding; actin binding. Gene Ontology annotation, biological process: endoplasmic reticulum to Golgi vesicle-mediated transport; Arp2/3 complex-mediated actin nucleation.
AAGCGACACGGUCAGUUCAUCCUGAAGACCCCUCAGACCAGGAGGUCCCCGUCAGAUGUCUCCUGUCCGUCUCAGCCCAUGUCCAUCAUCAGCCUCUCUGGGGACACGCCCCCCAUCUGCCCCGCCCCCAGACGCAGCCAUCCCCCGAAAAAACGUCAACCCAAAGACAUCCCUGUUCAGAUCUUCUCUGCACCACCUCCCUCUGCACCACCCCCUCCUCCACCACCUCCUCCUCCUCCCCCUCUCCCCCCGGCCAUACCGCCGCCUCCUGCUCAAGCUCCGCCUUCUCCCGAGGACACACCCAAGCCCCUCAGCGAAAAGCAGGACCCUCAGUUUCCAGCCAAGAACACGCUCAAACAGAAUCUAGGGACGAUGGACGAAGUGCUGGCCUCGCUGCAGCGUGGACAGACUCGGCUCAGAAAGGUCUCUGCUGCCAAAACGCCUUCGGCCGAGGACGCCAGGAGUGACCUGAUGACCGCCAUCCGACAGGGCGUCACCCUGAAGAAG